Molecule: messenger RNA, 648 nt
Organism: Babesia ovata
Lineage: Eukaryota; Apicomplexa; Aconoidasida; Piroplasmida; Babesiidae
Product: GTPase RAB7
Exons: 5
Coding region: 1-648 (215 amino acids)
Molecular function (GO): GTPase activity; GTP binding
Source: RefSeq, a predicted model, not a curated record
AUGGCGAGGAAGAGGCCGAUUUUGAAAAUCAUCAUUCUGGGCGACAGCGGGGUUGGCAAGACCUCCUUGAUGAACCAGUUCAUCAACAAGCGCUUCACCAACCAGUACAGGGCUACAAUCGGUGCCGACUUCUCCACGCAGGAGGUGACUGUCGACGACAAGGUGGUGACGUUGCAGAUAUGGGACACCGCCGGACAAGAGCGGUUCCAAAGCCUCGGCAAAGCGUUCUACAGGGGCGCGGACUGCUGCAUGUUGGUCUACGACACCACCAACCAGAAGACAUUUGAGUCCAUCGAAAGCUGGAAGUCCGAGUUCCUCAUCCAGGUGGAACCCAAGGACCCAGACUCCUUCCCGUUUGCACUGAUCGGCAACAAGGUGGACGACGUUGCAAACAGGAAGGUCAGCGCCAACAAGGCCACUAACUGGUGCAAGGCUAACAACGACAUACCGCACUUCGAAACCAGCGCAAAGACGGCACACAAUGUUGCCACUGCAUUCCUCGAGAUCGCAAAGAAGGCAAUAGCCCGUGACACUCAGGACGACGAGAUAUACAUACCCGACACACUGCUGCUCGACCAGCGUCACGUCGAGCAGUCGGGACCCAACUGCCAGCGCGGCGUGGCCAGUGUCAUCGGCUGCGACUCAUAG